Messenger RNA from Cololabis saira (Pacific saury), 4725 nucleotides. Its product is annotated as zonadhesin. The record is from RefSeq and is a predicted model, not a curated record. The transcript is spliced from 2 exons. The coding region runs from base 224 to 2722 and encodes 832 amino acids. Gene Ontology annotation, molecular function: RNA polymerase II cis-regulatory region sequence-specific DNA binding; DNA-binding transcription factor activity. Gene Ontology annotation, biological process: regulation of transcription by RNA polymerase II. NCBI's taxonomy places the organism in Eukaryota, Metazoa, Chordata, Actinopteri, Beloniformes, Belonidae.
UAGCAGCAGACGGCUAAUGUGGAGCUAACUGUGAACGGGCUGCUUCGCUGCGUUGACAAGCGUCUAUACCAGGUCCAAAUAAGGUGGAUAGUGCUGCAGGAGUGUGGUCUCCUCCGAGGGACUGAACCCGGCACAUCAAGUGGAGACGGAUGUUUCCUGCAUGGUGUAAUUCCCAUUUCGGACCAUGUGAGACCUGGAUGAUCAGGAGGUCUCAGCAAACACCAUGAACCCUGUGAGCUAUAAAAGUAUGCCGCCAUCAAUGAAUGGCGGACAUCCGAAUUUGUCACUGGACCAUCUAUUGAGCAAAUCCAAUGUGAUGUACUGUGAGAAGUGUGGAUUCGCUUCGACUGAUACUGUUGUGUUUAAGAAGCACAUGAUUGAGCACAUGGGGACAAAGUUUAUUUGUUUUUAUUGCAACAGCGUCUCCUUCAGUGAGGCGGAAUUGAAUGAGCAUUUGAAGCAGCACACUUCCAAAUAUCCAUUUAAAUGUCCCCACUGUGGUCAAGGAUAUAUGAGAAGGCGGUGCCUUAUGAAGCACAUCGAUCGUUUGCAUAGUAAAAAUAUUAGCCAAGGACCUGCUAAGCCUAGUGUGACGAGAAGUCCGUUGGACUCUGUCUCCAGUGCCUUAACAAGUGCACACACUGCUGAUCCUUUACCACUUCGACCUGUUGUGCGGGUGACAGUACCUACUCCUGUUACACCUGUCAUCAGAUUGGGAAGAGAUGAACCAAGAGUGAAAACACUGGACAUCAAUGUACCAAAUGCCUCUAAUGGUAAUGCGGACCACUUCUCCCCUUUGAAUGGACUUAUUCAACACAACAGGGCUCUGACAGUUGCUUUGCCAGAGGAGGUCACAAUCCCUGCGGGCUGCUUGGUUGAACUCGUUGAAGUGAAGACUGUCAACGGGACUAAGGAGCUAAAGUUGAGGCUCAUCUCUCAACAAGAAAAUGGGUCUGUGAUCAAGGACACAAAAGCGACAGUUCCCCAGAACUUUGCACUGGGGAAGCCAUUGUCAUCGACAUUACACCAUCCCAACACGGUGAGGUCUAUGAGCAUGGGCAUGUGCACAGUAAACAGGAAACAGUUUGAACCUAAGAAAGUGAAUGUGGAACAUGCUGCUGUUGUUCCGGUCAGUAUUUCAAACCCUUCUCCGAAUGUUGUCAACAAAGAAAAGAGUGGACUGAAAAGAGCAUCUCCAGAAAUAAUCAACUUGGAGUGCAACACUGUUAUCCCAAGCAAGGUCUCCAAGAGCAUCCAUAAUCCUGUGAGGGAAGGAAACAGCGGGAUCAGACUCUCACAAACGGUACCUGCCAACCACAGUACAGCCGCUCCAUCUGUCAUCUCCAGCAGGAUUGCCAGCAUGAGUAGCAGGGUGAGUACCGCUCUGCAUCCAGCCAGCGUUAGCACAGUUGUUCCCCAGAGACUGGUGGAGGAGAGGAGGAAUACAACCCCGGAACAUUCAAAGGGUAUUCCACCCAGGAGGGCAUCUGACUCAAACAAUAUUCAAGAUAAGUCAGCAGCUGUGAAGGUGGAGCCAGGGGAAAUCCACCGCAAGAGCAACAGUCCUUUAAAAGGAGUAAAAGAGGUGGUGUGCUUGAACCGGCAGAGCACACCAACGUCUAACUCCAUGACUGUUCCUGUAUCUGCAGCUGCGCCAGUGAGACAUCCAGUCAUUUUAACGUGUAAAGACAAUGUUGUGGAUAAAACGUUCCCACGACUAACGACUCUAAACAAACCACCAUCAAUGAAAACACCUGUCCUUCCUAAUCACACUAAUUCAAAAGCCUCUACUUGGACUCAGGAAGUCAGAUCUAAUGUAAUAAGAGAAAGACACGUGCCAAAACCUGAGAGUUUUCCUGUCAUCUCUUCGGUGUUUUCCUUAAGUGAACAGCCUGAGAAAGGCCAAGGGUCCAUGCAGCCACUGCUGAUGGCGCUGCGAGGGAUAGUGAUGGAUAAAAAACCCAGCCCUGGCAGUGCGAAUAAAGACCACGUAACGAUAAGUAAGGGCCCAGAGCAAACAUGUAAGUCUCCAACGUUAAAGCCUAAUGUGGAGGUGCCCACAAAAAAUGGGUCCUUCACCCACGAUGUGAUAUUGACAAAGCAGCCGAGUGAGACUGUAAAAGUAGAAAAGCAGAGUAAUGGGGUUAAGCAAACACCUCAAAACACACAAAGUGAUGUCAGCGUCAAGGAAGAAAAUAGUUCCACUACUAAAACAUUACUCAAUGCGUGUAGUGACGUUCCAUCGUCAAAGUCGCCAGAGUGUGAAAUACCUAAAACAGCCUCCCAGGUAGAGGCAUCUGUGGCCGAAGUUGCGCUACAGCAGACAGACGACGGUGAACCCGUUGUCUCCCCAAAGUUCUUGACCAUCUGUCUGAAACGGGUACAGUUGGGUGUGUGGAAAAAAAGCAAGAAGGGACUGAAAGUUCGAAUAUCCAGAUUUAAGCCUCAGAUACCCGUGGGUAGACUGACUGAUUGUACCGUCAUUUACCCGAUGCCGUUGAAGAAGGACCAGCUGGUGAAACGGCCGGGUCCCAAUCAGCCGGUGGUGGUGCUCAAUCACCCAAAGCCCAGGGUUUCUGCACAGGGGCCGAGAGCAGACACCGUUGCUGACAUGGGGGCCCCUGAAGCGGCUCCAAAGUGCCAAAUAUUAAAAAUGAGGCUAGGCAAAGUGGUGGGACACAAGUAUGAGGUGAUGGGGUGCACGGUCGGAGACUUUCAGUGAAUGUGUCACUCGUCGGUGGACGGGAGUCGUACGUUAAACAGAGAAUAAGUAGUAUUACAAUGGAAAGAUGUCUUUCUUCCACACACUGACAAAAAAUACAAAGGAAAUUAUUUUCUUAACAGGACUGUAAAAUCCCAAACGUAUGGACAUCAGCAACAUUGUCUUAAAUGUAUUAUAUGUAAUAUUAAAGUGCAAUCCAGUUAUACUGCUUUGGAGCAGAAGUUCUGGCUCGUGUGAGACUGAGUAACACAGAUGUUAAAUACUGUUUCAGACGUUUGAGAAACCAGUAGAUCUGUCAAAGGUAUUAAUACGUUUUUUUUUUUUUAUUAUUUAAACGGCCAACUUUUUAAUUAAAAUCACUAAUAAUCAGCUGAUGCCCUCAAGUAGCCUCCUAAAGUGUCUGGUACAGGAGGAAGUAAUUGAUUUAUGUGUAUGAUGCCAUUUCUUAUGGGUCAUGUUCACAUGAAGUACAUGUCCUUUUUAUUUCACUUUAAAUUUACUGAAGUGGUUAUCUGCAUUUUACUUCACGAGUUCUCAUUCACAACUUUCUAAAAUGCUUUGCACAGCUGGUGUAACAGGUUUUCAAAAUGCCGCCAGAUAGACAUCAGUCGUCGUGUGAGCUGCAGGGGAUUUUCACCUUCAGGCCAUCUCUGAAAACUUGUCUUUGGAAAAAUAUUUAAAUGAUCCACUUAACAGUUGCUCAACUGUCAGUGAACAAUUCGUCAAAUGUAACGGACCAAUGAAACAAUCGCUUUAACGUAUUGAUAGUAGAAUUGAGGCACAUACUCCCUUUUUAUUAAGUUUGAUCAUAUUAGUGAGUUGUUGUACUUUAAACUUGAGUAUUGUGGAGUACGUCUGGUUUACCACUGGUAUUUAUUAUUGUUGAACAUUGUUGUCCGUGGAUUUGAACAUUUCAAAUCUUGCCUGUUCACAAAAGACGGAUGAAAAGCUGCAAGUAGAACCUGGAGUAUUUCUAAAGGUCCAGAAGGUGUAAAAACGCAGUACAAAAGGGAUCUCAAUGGCCAUUUUUCAAAGUCUCAAACAGUCAUUGUGUUUGUUGUUGUUGUGUGUGUUUUUUUCUUUUUUAAAUUAUACAAUUUGUGUGAAUUGAUGUACAAAUGUAAUCUUUUGUUUUUAAAGGGUUUCUUUUGAAUUGAAAUAUGUAAUUAGUCAAACAGGAAUUUUGCACUUAACUUAUUUGACUUUUUUAUCCUAUAAAAUAGUAACUCCCAAAACAUCGUUUUAAGUCUUAAAUGUAUCCCUUUUGAUUGGCGUUCGGUCCGCAGCCACAACCCAACGACGCGUCAGAAACCAACCCUUCAUGGUUUUUCUCUAAAAGAAAAAAGAAAGCCCUGCCCUUGUCUGUUUUUGUAUUUUUCCUGCCAUAAAGACACUUGAUGCCCACGGUGAUUCCUCAGCGUUCACUAUGUGUUUGUAUAUUUUUCAAAAGCAUCAAAUGGACAUGGUUUUCAGUCCUGAUACUUUGCAGAUCUGUUUCUCAUCUAAAGGCAGCAUUAAGACACCAGUGUGUGUCCUCGUUCAUAAUAUCUUGUAUAAGGUGCUAGACCUAUGAUAAUACUUAUAGGUUUUGGUUGCCCACAGCUAUUGGCUGUGGGAUGUGUUCUUUUUUCUUUGUUUGGGGGACCAUUUUAAUAUUUUAUUGUAAAUAUACCUAUAAAUAUAAGACAUGACAACUGAUGUAUAGACUUGGUAGGAAAUGGCGGCCUGUGCGCCUCAUUUGCUUUCCUUACACUGCAGUAUGUGAAGCUGCUGUGCAGUCCCUGUCAUAUAUUAUUAAUAUUGUUAUUAUUUUAAAGAUCCUUAUGAGCAUUUGAUCUAGUCUUGAAGUCACUUCUCAUUUGUGCAAGAGUCCCAUUCCAGUAAAAGGUGAUUUUCGGUUUUGGUUAUUACAUCCUCACUGUUCAUUAUCAUUGUGAUCAAAUGCUUUUAUAAUAACAAUUGUGUAACCCAUUUUUUUUCUAUUAAAAACAGGGGAAAUAUAA